Messenger RNA from Globicephala melas (long-finned pilot whale), 412 nucleotides. RefSeq names its product ribosomal protein S27 (gene RPS27). Lineage: Eukaryota; Metazoa; Chordata; Mammalia; Artiodactyla; Delphinidae. Gene Ontology annotation, cellular component: ribosome; cytosolic small ribosomal subunit. Gene Ontology annotation, molecular function: structural constituent of ribosome; RNA binding. The record is from RefSeq and is a predicted model, not a curated record. Gene Ontology annotation, biological process: ribosomal small subunit assembly; translation.
GCGGCAGAAGGCCUAGGCGUCACUUCCUGCGGGACGGCGGAUUUAAGGAGCAGAAUUUCCGCUUUCGCUCUUUUCCGACGGUGACGACCUCCCCGUGAGAACAUGCCUCUCGCAAAGGAUCUCCUUCAUCCCUCUCCAGAAGAGGAGAAGAGGAAACACAAGAAGAAGCGCCUGGUGCAGAGCCCCAAUUCCUAUUUCAUGGAUGUGAAAUGCCCAGGAUGCUAUAAAAUCACCACCGUCUUUAGCCAUGCACAAACAGUAGUUUUGUGUGUUGGCUGCUCUACCGUCCUCUGCCAGCCUACAGGAGGAAAAGCAAGGCUUACAGAAGGGUGCUCUUUCAGACGGAAGCAGCACUAAAAGCCCCUGGAAUCAAGAUGAAUGGGAAACCAUCCGAAUAAACACAUUUUGGAUA